AUGCCGUCGCGUAUCACGCCUCAGCAGUAUGGCCUGGCCGUGCUUGAACAUGUGCAGACCGGCGCGUAUCCCGAGUCUGAGGAGGUCGUGUCAGCGGAUUUCCCUCCAUCAGCGUUACCCGAAGUUUCGAAGCUCAUAGAGCAAGCACGAGAAGAUGUCAAGGUCAGUAUCAGGAAAGCCAGCCGGGACAGCGCCCCGGAUAUCGAAGGCUGGAUUUCCCAAGCAAAGCAGCUACGUGUCGACAUAGAGAAAUCCCAGGAGAUAGCCCGAGAGAUUGUGGAACAAGCCCGGCAGGCUGAACUUUUGGAGGAGCAGGUCAACGAUGCUACCAGCAAGGUAGCAUUAUUGAAUGGCGAGGUGGCCUUCAACAAGAGCUUGGCGGCGACGUUGGAGGCUCUACAGGCAACAAAAAGGACUUUGGAUCUUGUCCAAAGAGCUAUACUGGCUGGCCAACUACUGUCAGCCGUGGACCUUUCGAGACAGGUGGAAGGGGAACUCGACUCAAUCCCUGUGCCUCAAAGCGCCAGAGUAGCUGGCGUCGUUGGUGCCAAGGCUGCCGAUCUACGAAAUGAUGUGGUUGAGAGGUUGAUAGAGUCUUGGAAGGCAUACAUUUGCGUUGAUUCAAUUAGAUCUUCAAUCAAGAUCUCACGUAGCCUUAAUGACUCUUCUACAGUGGAUAUUCAAACGUUGGUAGCCGCAAUGACCAAGCUACAAGUAUUCGACAACGUACUACUUCCGUUUUGCAGAGACUUCGAAAUGCUUGUAGUAGCACCUCGUCUGCAGGUGGGAGCCGACGGUGAAGUCGGCUUCUUGGAGAUUGACGGUGACGAGGUUAGCGUGUCUGGGCAAUCGUCAGACUUGAGCGCUGAAGCUCUAUUCUUGGACCUCGAUUCAAUUAUUGCUUUCUUGCGCACAAGACUACCGUCUUCCGUGGUUGAACCCCUGGCUCAACAUUUGAUGCCACGUCUGAUCUCAAGGUUGAUCUCAACGUGGCUCGCCUCAGCGGUACCGGAAGACCUGGACGGAAUGGAUGAUUUUCAAGAGACAAUGUCCUUGGUCCAGAAUUUCGGCAACUCUUUGGACUCAUACAAAUGGCCGGGCAAACGUGACUUGGGUGACUGGACUAGGAGCAUACCCAAUGUGUGGCUUCGAAAGCGUCAAGAGACUUCACUCAAGAAGAUCCGAAAUUUGCUUUCCCAUGGGAUUAGAACAAUCGAGACGGUCGAGCGUGUGGAGACGCAAGUGCUCUCACGGCACGACCAAGUUUUCGCAAGCAACAGUGGUGGCGAUGAUUGGAAUGCUGGAUGGUCUGAUGAAGAGUCUGGGUCACCCACCAAAAUGCACGCACCCAGUGUUAGCAACGCAGCAGAAGGUGAGGAUGAAGAGGAUGUCAGCGCUUGGGGGCUUGAUGACGAGAAAGAGAAUGGGACCGGUCAAGGCGACCAAGAAAAUUCUGCUGCUGAUGUUGAUGUUGAUGAUGAAGAUGCAUGGGGAUGGGGGGAUGAGAACGAGGGUGAAGGAAGCAAGAAGGCGCCCCAACCCUCGCAACCCAAUAUCAAAACGACCCAAAGAAACGGACUAGCCAGGGCACCCGAACAGGCUGCACGCGAAGUAACCCUGAAAGAGAGGUACAAUAUUACGUCUCUACCUAAGGAGAUACUAGAAAUGAUUACCCAGAUUGUCUCAGAUGCUGAGAAGCUCGAAACGUCCGAUCUCGCCCACUCGCCCAUCGCCUCUGCCGCUCCAGAUCUGCUCUCUCUACCAGGUCUGUUGUUAGCCAUGUAUCGCGCCAGCGCCUCAGCCAGCUAUGCCACUCACUCGAGCGGCAGCAUGUUCCUCUAUAACGACAGUCUUUGGCUUGCGGAACGCCUUCAGCAGCUCGCUUCUCACCACAUAACGCGGUCAGGAAAGCAUAUCCAAAGUCGAACGGCGCACAACCUCAACCUUGAAGCUCAUGUUCUCGCCCUUGAAAGCUACGGUAAACGUGCGUACGCCAAAGAGAUGGAAUCUCAGCGCACCAUCAUCACCGACCUGCUCGACGGCGCCCAAGGCUUCGUCCACUGCACCGAACAUCCCUUCAAUCAGGAGUGCGACAUUGCCAUAGCUUCCACUGUCGACCGUCUCCGCGGCUUGCACAAGCAAUGGAAAGACGUGCUUUCACACUCGGCUUUACUGCAGAGUCUGGGCUCACUGCUAUCAACCGUCACGAACAAGAUGGUAGUCGACAUCGAGGACAUGUCUGACAUAUCGGAGCCUGAAUCUCAACAACUGGCUGGCUACUGCAAUCGAAUAGCCGCUCUCGAAGCCCUCUUCCUACCGAUCCCCCCGCCACUCACAGAUGCAACAGCUGCGGCUCAACCUCACAGCAACGAGCAAGAUCCUGUUCCGCUGACGGCGCUUUACGCGCCUCACUGGCUCAAGUUCCAGUAUCUGGCUAACAUCUUGGAGAGCCCCCUGGUGGACAUCAAGUAUUUAUGGACGGAGGGGGAACUCGGACUCGAAUUUGACACCGAAGAAUUGGUCGAUCUGGUUGUGGCUUUGUUUGCGGACACCCCGCAUCGGAGGGGCGCAGUGGCCGAGAUCAGAGGUCGAAGGGGAGUGAGGUAG
Letharia columbiana is the source of this 2607-nucleotide messenger RNA. RefSeq lists its product as uncharacterized. Gene Ontology annotation, cellular component: RZZ complex. The transcript has 3 exons. The record is from RefSeq and is a predicted model, not a curated record. Bases 1 to 2607 code for a protein of 868 amino acids. NCBI's taxonomy places the organism in Eukaryota, Fungi, Ascomycota, Lecanoromycetes, Lecanorales, Parmeliaceae. Gene Ontology annotation, biological process: endoplasmic reticulum to Golgi vesicle-mediated transport; mitotic spindle assembly checkpoint signaling.